Molecule: messenger RNA, 1286 nt
Organism: Lipotes vexillifer (Yangtze River dolphin)
Lineage: Eukaryota; Metazoa; Chordata; Mammalia; Artiodactyla; Lipotidae
Gene: SCRT1
Product: scratch family transcriptional repressor 1
Exons: 2
Coding region: 111-1163 (350 amino acids)
Biological process (GO): regulation of DNA-templated transcription
Molecular function (GO): RNA polymerase II cis-regulatory region sequence-specific DNA binding; DNA-binding transcription factor activity, RNA polymerase II-specific
Source: RefSeq, a predicted model, not a curated record
ACCCGUGCUGCUUCCGCCGCUCCUCGGAUGGUGACGGGGCCCCGCCGCGGCCGCAGCCCCCCCCGCGUCCCGGCUCCGCAGGCCCACAGCGCCGGAGCCCCGCAGGAAUCAUGCCCAGAUCCUUCCUGGUCAAGAAGGUCAAACUUGACACGUUCUCCUCGGCAGACCUCGAGAGCUCCUACGGGCGCGCCCGAAGCGACCUCGGCGAGCGACUGCAGGAGAAAGGAUACCUCGACUACGCGGGGCCUGCCUCUGUCUACGAUGGCGACGCCGAGGCGGCCCUGCUCAAAGGGCCGUCCCCGGAGCCCAUGUACGCUGCGGCCGUGCGGGGAGAGCUGGGCCCGGCGGCUGCGGGCUCGGCGCCGCCGCCCACCCCGCGCCCGGAGCUGGCCACGGCCGCGGGUGGCUACAUCAACGGCGACGCGGCGGUCAGCGAGGGCUACGCUGCUGACGCCUUCUUCAUCACCGACGGGCGCUCCCGCCGCAAGGCCGCCAACGCCAAUGCCGCCGCCCCCUCCACGGCCUCGGCGGCGGCCCCCGACGGCGACGGCGGAGGCGGGGUCGGGGCAGGCACGCGCGGUGCGGGAUCGGGGGCCGGGGGUCGGGGCGGCGCGCGCGCGGGGGCGAGCACCGAGGCGCGCGCGGGGCCUGGGGCCGGCGGCGCGGGAGGCCGGCACGCGUGCGGCGAGUGCGGCAAAACGUACGCCACGUCGUCGAACCUGAGCCGCCACAAGCAGACGCACCGCAGCCUGGACAGUCAGCUGGCGCGGCGCUGCCCGACGUGCGGCAAGGUGUACGUGUCCAUGCCGGCCAUGGCCAUGCACCUGCUCACGCACGACCUGCGCCACAAGUGCGGCGUGUGCGGCAAGGCCUUCUCCAGGCCCUGGCUGCUGCAGGGCCACAUGCGCUCCCACACCGGCGAGAAACCCUUCGGCUGCGCGCACUGCGGCAAGGCCUUCGCCGACCGCUCUAACCUGCGCGCGCACAUGCAGACGCACUCGGCCUUCAAGCACUUCCAGUGCAAGCGCUGCAAGAAGAGCUUCGCGCUCAAGUCCUAUCUCAACAAGCACUACGAGUCGGCCUGCUUCAAGGGCGCCGCCGCCGGCGGCCCCCCGGCCCCGGCGCCCGCCGCGUCGCCGCAGCUCAGCCCUGUGCAGGCCUAGGGCGGCGGUGCCUCCGCCAGCCGGGUCGGCUCUCAGCAAUACGGGCCCCCAGGGAGGUCUCCGCCGGCGAACAGGCGGAGGGGCCGGAGGGCGGGCCCCUCCUCACAGCAAUAGGGGGAGGGG